AUGUUUGCCGAAUUGGAGUCUACUGAUGAAAGACUUCACGAAGCUUUUGAACUUCUUGAAUAUAAAAAUACCAAACGGGCAAUCACCGAAAUAAAUAAAUUACUUAAGAAGAAUCCAAAAUCGCCCUCAGCCAAUGCUUUGAAAGCUCUUAUUCUUUUAAGGUCUUCAAAACUGUCCGAAGCGUACGAACUUAUGACUUCGGUAAUGCAGAAAACACCCGCUGAUUCGGAUACAUUGCAAUUUUUAUCAAUAUUUUUUCGAGAGCUAAAAGAAGAGGAAACACUGGAGUCCUAUAUCAAAGCUGCUUUGGAGAAAUAUCCUGAUAAUAAGGAUCUUCAUUUAAGCCUCUUUUACAUCUACGUUCGGUCCUGUAACUUUAAUGCUCAGCAGGCUACUGCGCGCAAAUUGUGCCAAAUCGAUAAUUCUGACCGAAGGUAUAAGUUCUGGAUGGCCCUUAGCACUAUGCUCCAAGCUGAAGAAGAUGCAGCUUCAGCCACUCGCUUAUUCCUCCCUUUGACCGAAAGGAUGCUUAAAAAGGCAUUAGAUGAUGGUCAUUUCACAUCCCAUGAUGAUUUCUCUAUUUACCUUUCAAUUCUCCUUCGGUUAAACAAGUUUGAAGAAGUUUUGGCGCUUUUGAAUGAUGAGAAACUGAUUGGACUACUUAAUACCUUGGAUUAUGACCAUGAUUACAACCCACUCUUAUUAAAAGUUUAUUCCCAACUUAAUAAUUGGGCUGAAAUGGUCAAAGUUUGUGAGAAUUUGCUAAAUGUCGACGCUGACAAUUGGUUUGCUUGGGAGUCUUUGCUUCGGCAAUGUUUUGCCGAUGAAAGUUUUCGUGAAAAUGUUCUCGAAUUAAUAGAAAAGUACUCAAAAGCAUCACCAAAAAGUCGAGGGCCUCGUCUCGCCAUGAUUGAUUUUUCGGCUAAUUUAAUUAAGCGUGGUAUCGAACAUCCAAAAGCGAAGGAGAGCUUCUGUGUCCAACUUAUUAAGGACUAUUUUAACGAUUUCAGCCGAAAGCCGGUUGGCUCUUUGGAUUUAGCCUUUGUUAUUCCUCUUCUGGUUAAAUCUGACACAGCGCGGAUUUCUUUGGUUAAAUCGCUUUUGGAAGAAGCUAAAUCGUAUCAAAAUUCUUCAAAACUUAGCGCAGACGAUAAAGUUCACUCUGAGGUAUGCGCCUUCCGUUUAGCGAGGACAAAUGGUGUACGGAUAGACCUGACGGAGCUUAUCAGUACUUAUCAGGCUCGCGCUAUGAUACCCCUGCCUAAUGAAAAGGAUGUCACUAAGGAGACAAUAGCUUACGAUGAUCUUCUCCAACUUGCUGUCUCGGAGUUACUUGAUCCUUCGACUGUGGAUAAAACGACGGAACGGGGACUGGGAUGUAUCCUACUUGGCGCUUACUGGCUCUCGGAUAUUGGUCUAAAGCGAUCUCCUGCUAACCACUUCAUGCGACUUAAGCUCGUUGCCAUGCUCUCGCCUUUUGGUGGUCUCGCUUGUGUUCCUCGUCUGUUGCAAGAAUUGGAAUCGCUAAAUUUGAGGGCGAUCCUCUACAUUUCCAUCUGUCACGUGGCCAUCACUCCUGGACCAUUCCUAGCAGCAUUCGGCAUUUCGUCAAAAUCAGAUCACCAAUAUGCCAAUUUGAUUAACUUUUACGUGGGUACAAUCACACGGGUUCAGACUAUUCAACAAGAGAUGGAAAAUUGUCUGAUGCGAUCAUAUCGACGCAAUGCCUUCGGCUCUAUUCAUGAAGCUACCCAAUUCUUGCAAAUGCUCGGUCGAACUGAUGUCUUUGUUCUGGCUCAAACUGAACUCAUGUACAACAAGGUUUUGGUGAAAUGUGAUUGUUUCGACGAUGUUCUGGAACAGAUGGGACCAUGCAGCAGUGAAUUGAUUCGGCUUAGAGAAGCGCUUGGCCACAUCUGCGAUAACCGAGAUUUCUCUGUUCUUCCUGAAUUUUAUCACAAAAUUCCUGAUCCAAAUAAUCGUAAGGCUAGCUUCGAUCAUCUGCGAGCCUGGAUUCGCCUUCGUUUAGAGUUGGUUAACCUCAUUGGAACAUGUUUGAAACUAGUCAUGAAAGCUGUCCCCUUUGUCGAUAUGAUCAGCUCUGGCGAUGUCAGCGAAAAUUCACUUAAGAAUGUGACAGAUAUAAUGAGGACCAUUGAUGAACAGAGGGAUGCAUUGGUUAAGCAUUUAAAUACUCAUGGUGAUGUUGUUGCAGCAUUUAUAGGCUCGAAAUUCAAGUAUACGGACCUUCUUCUUGCACCUGAAAUGGUUAACACUGCUCCACCACCUUUGCCUUCUACGACUAUGACGUCGUUCUACUUCCAUGGGCCCUUCUAUCAAACUUUUGUAAAUGGAAUUGAUUUGCUCAAAUUCCUUACUGGACUUCUUGGGGACAAAUCGGUGACCUUUCUAGCUACUGGUUGUGGACUAUAA
Molecule: messenger RNA, 2433 nt
Organism: Rodentolepis nana
Lineage: Eukaryota; Metazoa; Platyhelminthes; Cestoda; Cyclophyllidea; Hymenolepididae
Source: the annotation of a GenBank genome assembly